GAUUCCGUCAUCCUGAUGAGCAGCCCGCGUACAGAAUAAGCUGUCUCGCUCUCGCACGCGUGCCCUAGCCGGACACCGCGCACCGCCGGCCAAUUUCUCCAGCCAAGACACCUUGCCGACCCCGGAAUCCCCCAAAAUCGCAUUCCAGGCCGCAAAAUUUUUAGUCAAUCUCGCCGCCGCACAGUCCCACGCGGCGACGCGAUGCCGAAGAAGAUGGGCGUGAACUCCAAGGCGGAGGCGGCCCGCGAGCGCCGCUCCGCCGCGGAGGCCGACCGCCGCAACCACCAGGAGCGCGCCAAGGAGGAGCAGUACUGGGCCGAGGCCGAGGGCACCAAGUCCCGCGCCGCGCGCCGCCGCCAGGAGGAGGCCGAGAAGCGCGCCGAGGCCGCCGCUCGCAAGGCCGAGAACCGCCGCCUCGCCGAGGCCGAGGCUGCCGCCGUGGCCGCCUCCGCCUCGGCGCCGUCCAAGGCGGCCGCGCGCAAGGCAGCCCGCGUCGCCGCCCCCGCGCCCAAGGUCACCGAGGCCGAGCUCGCGCGCCUCCGCGAGGAGGAGCGCCUCCGCCUCGAGCGCGAGGCCGAGGCCGCCAAGAAGCGCGCCGCGCGGACCGCCGAGGAGGAGGAGUAUGAGCGCGUCGUCCUCGUCGCUAACACCAACAGGGACGACUCCGUUAUCGAGGCCAGAUCGGUCGACGAGGCAAUCGCCCGGAUGUCGAUCGUUGACUCGCAGGCGGCCCUGCCCGCAGACAAGCAUCCCGAGCGUCGCCUCAAGUCGUCCUUCAAGGCAUUUGAAGAGGCUGAACUCCCUAAGCUGAAGGAAGAAAAGCCAGGCCUAACUCUGAAUCAGUACAAAGACAUGAUUUGGAAACUAUGGAAGAAGUCUCCAGACAACCCUCUUAACCAGGCUGCUGAGUGAUGUUGCAUUCCUACUGAACCGCUUGAGUAAUUUCUUCAAUAUUCGCAACUUAUAUGGGCUCAUUCUACUGCCGUCAAAUUUCAUGAACAUAGCAUAUUGCUUUCUUAAAUGCAGACCAAUCCAAAAUAGGGCUGAACUUCAUCGAUAUCUGUCUUGGACUGGAUGCACAGCAGAGCCCGAAUCAGACAGAUGUUUCAGUAUUUUUUGGCUAAUAAUUUUCAAAUUGCUGCAGUGUAUAUCGAUAUAGAGAUAUUCAUGUUCCUUUUUGUGCUUAAUGUGGUUGGGGCAUGUUGGUAUCCCCAAAUAUGUUUAGCGUGUAUUAGUAGUUCGAAUUUUGAACAAACUGGUAUCAUGGACUAAACCGUGAUAGCGAUGCCAUUGUGUAAUACAGGUAACCUCUUGCAUGUCGGGCUUAAUAUGUCAUUGUGUUGUGCUUAA
Molecule: messenger RNA, 1350 nt
Organism: Phragmites australis (common reed)
Lineage: Eukaryota; Viridiplantae; Streptophyta; Magnoliopsida; Poales; Poaceae
Exons: 3
Coding region: 202-912 (236 amino acids)
Biological process (GO): transcription by RNA polymerase II
Cellular component (GO): nucleus
Molecular function (GO): transcription coactivator activity
Source: RefSeq, a predicted model, not a curated record